AUGGCCCCCCACAGAGAUUACCACUACUGUAUCAUCCACAUCGGGACAACCACAACCCGUGUGCAGUUUGCCCCGAUCCUGGGUCUUCAUGAAUCACUUCCUUCCAAAGUGAUCAGCAUCCCAUCCAAAGUCUACGCCCAUCCAAAUGGUGAACCAAACUAUUUCGCCUCCACUGGUACCACAGAAGUUCAGUUUAUUAAAAAUGGCCAUAUCACAAACCAUCACGCCUUCAAUUACUUCGUCAAAUUAGUUUAUAAGUCUGUGGUCAAAUACAAGUUUCCCGAUAUCCUGAAUUUGGAAUUGGUCACUGUUCAUUUGAUGGUGAUUACUUCUGGCUCGCUUUCUGACAGCUUUUCUAAAGUUCAGGUCCAAAAAUCGAUAAACUACUUUUACGAAAACUUGGACCAUCUCACGUCAAUUACUCUUGUAUCCAACUCGGUUUGCUUGUUGUUGGCGCAUGGGGGUAAUAGUGUUAGCACCGCGCUUGCCGUGGAUAUUGGCGAAGAAAAACUCACAAUCACCUCGAUUGUAGAUUACUUACCUGUCAAUUUUGCAUCGGUAUCCGUUCCAAUUGGAGGACACUCCAUCAACUCCCAUCUCUCUAAGCUUUUACCAGGAUGGACCCCACAGCAGAUUGAAGACUUGAAACGGUCCGAUAUUUAUGAGAUCCUUAGUGACGCAAAUAAAAGUAAAACAAAUACCGAUUUUGAAGAAGAGCUUGAUGUUCUUCUGGUUGUCAACGCUCCUAAACCAAAAGAAAUACUUGAAAAGCGGAGCAAAAAGAAGUCCAAUGAAAAAGAGGAGCCAAAGCAAAAUUCUGAACUUGAGUUCAACACAUUCAUUGAUUCUGACGGGGUUGAGCAUAAUGUGGGUAAGCAACGAUUUUUGGGAGCCGAAGAACUCAUUGAUUCUCUUGAUUUCUACAUUGAUUUUUGUAUUUCUCGAUACCCAGAUGUCGAGCGUCGCGAAGAACUUUGGUCAAAUAUAAUAUUUAAUGGGCCAGUAACUUCAAUAUCCGGGUUUAAAGACAGGGUUCUCGAAGUCCUUAGUUCACACCACCUAGUUUCCUCGUUGGAUAAUGAUAACGAUCCAGAAUCUAAAUUUCGCGCUACGAGUAAUGUUGACGUUGGUCUUGCAUUCUCGCAGGCCCCAACCUCAAUUAACACCAUCAAAAAGCCAGAUUAUUUCCAAGAAUGGAAAGAUUUCUCCGAUCCAAAGGGAAUUAAUAAUGACCUUACAAUUUUGGGGGCAGUGGUAUAUAUCAAAUUAUGUUUUGGUCCUGGUAGUCACCAUGCCACACUUAAUAAUAUCGGUAAUGACUUGUAUAUGGUGAAAAAGGAAGAUUUCGAAGAAUCAGGACCUAAUAUAAUUUGGGAUUUGAACCAUUAG
Saccharomycopsis crataegensis is the source of this 1389-nucleotide messenger RNA. It is a transcript of the gene ARP9, whose product is annotated as Arp9p. Bases 1 to 1389 code for a protein of 462 amino acids. The record is from RefSeq and is a predicted model, not a curated record. Gene Ontology annotation, cellular component: SWI/SNF complex; RSC-type complex. The transcript has a single exon. Gene Ontology annotation, biological process: regulation of transcription by RNA polymerase II. NCBI's taxonomy places the organism in Eukaryota, Fungi, Ascomycota, Saccharomycetes, Ascoideales, Saccharomycopsidaceae.